UGCACGUCAUUGCUAUGUUGGAUGUAGAAAUAAUCAUAUUCUGAGCAUAAAUGUGUAUGUCCAAAUUUAAUGUAGACUGCAUCCUUCACAGUGUGCUUUUGAAGAGGCUGACGCAAAGGGCUGUCCAAAUUCUAUCAGGCUCCUUCAAAUGCGGCCCACAAAUGUGUCCUUCUCUACUGGAUCGCAGCGUGCAUUCGGACCAUCCUUCACCUUCCGCGAGAGUAACAUUUCAACAUUGGCGUGCAAAACAGGGAGAAGCAACCAUGUCAUCUCUUCAAAUGAGUUGGCCGGUGCCGAUGCGAGCCAUUGGAGCGCAGAAUCUCCUCACUAUGCCUGGAGGAGUUGCCAUUGCAGGGUACCUCCACAAGAAGGGAGGCAGCCAGUUUAGCCUUUUGAGAUGGCCACUGAGGUACAUUAUCAUCCACAAAGGUUGUGUGUACUAUUUCAGGAGUAGUACUUCUCCUGCACCACAGGGGGCGUUUUCUCUGAAUGGGUACAACAGAGUGAUGAGAGCAGCAGAGGAGACAACAUCCAACAAUGUUUUCCCAUUCAAGAUCAUCCACAUCAGUAAGAAACACAGGACGUGGCUUUUCUCCGCAGCGAGCGAAGAUGAGAGAAGGAGUUGGAUGCGAUCCCUGCGGUGCGAGAUAAGUCGUUACAAUGACAGACAAGAGUCCAAUGCUCCAAGCGACUCAGAUUCCGACGCAGACAGUUUCUACGGGACGAUAGAGAGGCCCUUGGAGAUUAAAGACCCAAUCAAUAAUGCGGAGAACGGUAGACUGGGCUUGAAUACAUGCAUGAGAAAAUGUAUUUACAUUUUCCUAUCUUCUCUGCAUGUAGAUUUUUGUGAUGAUGAUGACGAUGAAGACGACGAGGACUAUGUGAAGCCGGACAGUGAGUGUUUGCCGACAUGCUCAGGCCGACCCACUGGACCGCCACCUUCCUACCCGCCUCCCCCCGUGCCAAUGGUGUCCCAGCGCCAUCAAGGCUUCUGUCCAAGCAACCGUAAAGGCAGGCCACCUCCAGUUCCGUCACACAGCAGAAUCCCAACAAGACAAAAAAACCUUCCCUUGAAACCCCCUCCCAUUCUUAAAGAUAAAAACAAAGGUCCGCCACCUCCUCCCCCCUUUGUCCGCCAACUGCACAAGCCAUUCUCUGAUAUCCCGCCGCCCCUUCCUCCCCCCAACACACAGCAGCGACCUCUUAGAAGCAUGGCACUGUCAGUGGUUGGGACUGAGACUAAUAGAAGCGGCUGGAGGUCUCUACCUCUCCCGUCCCCAACCACCCUGCCCAUCUGUGAACGACUACAGACCAGGAUGGUCCUCGAUGGUUCAGACCACUGCUCUCCUAAUAUUGUGUCCAACCGGUCUCUUAGCGACAACCAUCUCGGAGCACCUGUGAGCAACCUUCACAGCAAACCAAGCCUAUCUGGAACAAACGCUACAGUUUCUGAAGGCCGAACGCCCAAACCUCACAAGUCAUACCUUCAGGCAUCUUCCAGUCACCCACCGCUGCCCUGUAACCCGCCUCAAGCUCCUCAUCUUCAAACUGGACUGAGUAUGCCUAAAGCUCCACCAGCAGUCAAGCCUCCACUGCCAGUCACCAGACCCAGACUGCCGGGUGCCCCCCUUCAAAGAGCAUCUCCAGAAGGUCAAAGCUUCCGUUCAUCCAGAGAUGAGACAGAUGUGGCAAUCAAGAAGAAACAAGACUUGACCAAAUGCAAAGAAGGAGACGUUUCGGACGAUGAUUAUGAUAAUAUGCUUCUGCCAGACUCUGUGUACAUUGACACAACGGAAACAAGCAUUGUAGAGAAGUUAUUCAAGGAGUGCUCCAACCUUCCACAAGAUGGCCUUUAUGGAAUCAGAAACUCAGGAACCAAAACCUCAAAGGUGCUGGUGGUGUGGGAUGUGGCCAUAAGCAAAGCCAGAAACUACCGUUUGUUUGAAGAGGGUGACCGGGUGUAUCUGGACUCGGAUGUAACCUUUCCCAGUCUGUCAUCUAUGGUGGAACACUACUACAACCAUCCUUUGCCUCACCAUGGCUCGCUUUGCCUGCAGAGACCAUACUCGUGAACACUAGGGAUGGGCGAUACUGAAAAUAUUGGUACUGAUUUGAUGCCUCGUAAAGACAGGGCCGGUAUCGCCAAUACCAAUUACUUGAAAACCUCUCAAUUUGAUUUGCCUUUCAUUUUUGAAUCAUGAAUAUAAUGAGAAUAAAAAACAGGGCAAAGAUUUUAGGCUCAAAAUUAUUGAUAAAAUAUGUAAAUAAUGUGUUUAACAAUAUGUAAAUACACUAUAAGACAAUGUAAUAUAACAAAUAUUAUUUGUAUUUUAAAUGUAUAUAUAUUAAAAAAUGUACAUAGAUUAUUUAUUUAUAAUUUUUUAAAAAGAGAAUUUUAGAAUAAUACAAUUGGCUCUCAUUUAGAUCGCAACCCAAGGGUGUAAAACGUACAAUCCGGCCCGCGAACAGGUUUUAUCCGGCCCGCGGGAUGAGUUUGCUAAGUAUAAAAAUGAGCCAACAUUUUUUAAUGAAAGAAACUGCUGUUCUAAAUGUGUCCACUAGAUGUCGCAAUAGCAAUUUGUAGAUUAUGCUGCAUAUGUAAAAAAAAUACAAAUAAACCACAUGACGUUAGUGCACCAGUCGAGGAAAAUGAGCAAAAUACACAAAUAAUUAUCCUGUAAUUUGAUUUUGAUAUCAUUUUUUUAAUCUUGAUUAGAGAUGUCCGAUAAUAUCGGCCUGCCGAUCUAAAUGUUUUAGAAUGUAAUAUCGGAAAUUAUCGGUUUCGUUUUUUUUUAUUAUCGGUAUGUUUUUUUUGUUUUUUUUAAUUAAAUCAACAUAAAAAACACAAGAUACACUUACAAUUAGUACACUAACCCAAAAAACCUCCCUCCCCCAUUUACACUCAUUCACACAAAAGGGUUGUUUCUUUCUGUUAUUAAUAUUCUGGUUCCUACAUUAUAUAUCAAUAUAUAUCAAUACAGUCUGCAAGGAAUACAGUCCAUAAGCGUGCUGCUGGUCCACUAAUAGUACUAACCUUUAACAGUUAAUUUGACUAAUUUUCAUUACUUACU
Molecule: messenger RNA, 3071 nt
Organism: Nerophis lumbriciformis (worm pipefish)
Lineage: Eukaryota; Metazoa; Chordata; Actinopteri; Syngnathiformes; Syngnathidae
Gene: sh3bp2
Product: SH3-domain binding protein 2
Biological process (GO): signal transduction
Molecular function (GO): SH3 domain binding
Source: RefSeq, a predicted model, not a curated record